Lucilia cuprina (Australian sheep blowfly) is the source of this 1729-nucleotide messenger RNA. It is a transcript of the gene bru3, whose product is annotated as CUGBP Elav-like family member 4. Gene Ontology annotation, biological process: regulation of alternative mRNA splicing, via spliceosome; mRNA splice site recognition. The transcript has 11 exons. NCBI's taxonomy places the organism in Eukaryota, Metazoa, Arthropoda, Insecta, Diptera, Calliphoridae. Bases 246 to 1424 code for a protein of 392 amino acids. The record is from RefSeq and is a predicted model, not a curated record. Gene Ontology annotation, cellular component: nucleus; ribonucleoprotein complex; cytoplasm. Gene Ontology annotation, molecular function: mRNA binding.
UUUCUGUAUAAUAGAAAAAGGCAAAAAAGUUUUUUAUUAAAAUUUGUUAAAAUUAUUUAUUAAAAAGAAAAAUAUAUUUUCACUAGAUUUUAUAACAACAGAUUAAAGACAUAUUGUUGUUAUCAGGUUGUGCUUUCUUAACAUAUUUUACACCAGAUAGCACUACGGCUUCUACCUCACCAACUGCCUUAACAACAACAGCAGCAGCUGCAUCCAUUUUAAAUGAUAAACAAGCUUUAACAGGGAUGAACCGCGGUUUACAGCUCAAGCCAGCUGAUAGUGAAGGCCGCAGCGAGCAUAAUAUAGAUCGCAAACUAUUCGUUGGCAUGUUGAGUAAACAACAAACCGAAGAGGAUGUUAGACAAAUUUUUAAUCCCUUUGGCACUAUAGAGGAGUGCACCAUUCUCAGAGGUCCAGACGGUGCUAGCAAGGGUUGUGCUUUUGUGAAAUUUAGUUCGCAGCAAGAGGCUCAAUCAGCCAUUACUAAUCUACACGGCAGUCAAACUAUGCCGGGUGCUUCCUCUAGUCUGGUAGUUAAAUUUGCUGAUACUGAAAAAGAAAGGCAAAUACGGCGUAUGCAACAAAUGGCCGGUCAUAUGAAUCUGCUUAAUCCAUUUGUCUUUAAUCAAUUUGGUCCAUAUGGAGCUUAUGCGCAGCAACAACAAGCUGCUUUAAUGGCUGCCGCUGCCACAGCCCCUGGUUCAUAUAUGAAUCCCAUGACUGCUUUGGCCACUCAAAUACCUCCUGGCAUUAAUGGUGCUGGUCAACCAUCAUUACCCUCACCGACCAUGCCCAAUUUUCAAAUGGGUGCCCAGACACCAAAUGGCCAGCCUGGCAGUGCUGCUGCUGCCGCCGCUGCUGCAGCUGCGGCUGAUGGUGUCUUUACAAAUGGUAUGCCACCACAGACACCAUUCCCAGGACUUUUAAUACAACUUGCAGCACCUCUACAUUUAACUAUACCACCCCAAGGCCUGCCAAAUGGUGAAGCAGCUGCUUUACAACAUGCCUUUGCCACUGGCAUGCCACCAUUCCCUGGAGUUGCCUUUCCCGCCGUUUAUGGACAUAUUCCACAAGCUUUACCACCACCAAUAGCGGCGGUUGCACCCGCUCCACGUGAAGAUUUUCUGAUGUUCCCAGGAUGUUCGAUUUCGGGUCCCGAGGGCUGUAAUCUCUUCAUAUAUCAUUUGCCACAAGAAUUUGGUGAUGCUGAGCUCAUGCAAAUGUUCCUGCCAUUUGGCAAUGUGAUCAGUUCGAAAGUAUUUAUAGAUCGUGCUACAAAUCAAAGCAAAUGUUUUGGUUUUGUUUCAUUUGAUAAUCCUGCCAGCGCUCAAGCGGCCAUUCAGGCCAUGAAUGGUUUUCAGAUUGGCAUGAAAAGACUGAAGGUACAAUUGAAACGGCCCAAAGAUGCCAGUCGACCCUAUUAACAAUCGGAGUUCCUUCAAAUGUUACAUUAUUUUCACAGUUCUUUAAAUCUACAGACAUUCACUAAAUUAUUUAUGCAAUUUUAUGUUUUACAAAUUGAUUCCUCCUCCUCUUCUUCUUCAUCAUCAUCAUCUUCAACAACAACAACAACAUCAUCACCAUCAUCAUCCACCUCCUCCUCUACUUCUUCGACUACUAAUUCAACUACUAUUAAUCCUCUUAUUACUCAACAACAACCCCGCCUUUAUCAUCACAAUAAUUUGCUUCCCUGGCAACGUUAGAACGUCGAACAAGAUUUCAGUUAAAA